Amphiprion ocellaris (clown anemonefish) is the source of this 2696-nucleotide messenger RNA. RefSeq names its product nuclear factor, interleukin 3 regulated (gene nfil3). Lineage: Eukaryota; Metazoa; Chordata; Actinopteri; Pomacentridae. Gene Ontology annotation, molecular function: DNA-binding transcription factor activity; DNA binding. Bases 276 to 1439 code for a protein of 387 amino acids. The record is from RefSeq and is a predicted model, not a curated record. Gene Ontology annotation, biological process: circadian rhythm; DNA-templated transcription; regulation of DNA-templated transcription. Gene Ontology annotation, cellular component: nucleus. The transcript has 2 exons.
ACUAACACAGAUCCAUGAGUCACUGGCCACCUUGAGAAGAACAAGACAAGGGAGAGGAGCGAGUUUCUUCUGAACUUGUAAGCUGUUGGAGACUAAUUACCUUAUUAAAUCGGUGGAAGUCGUAUUCUGCUUCUUUGAGAUUGAUACGCGGCGGAAAACCAGACCAACCCCCCCCGAACCAGGUGUUAUAAAAGAUUUUUCACCUCAAGUGGAUUAAUUCAGUGGGGCCCUUACAAUUGCUGCAUACAAGCAUUAUGGUAUUCAGUUGAAGACCUAUGAACGGUGAUAUUAUGCAAUCAGUCAAGCAGGAGGUAGACUCCAGUGAGUCCUACAGUGGAGAGGAUGCUCUGGUUCUGGCUGUGGCCUUACAAGGAGCUAACAGAGACCUGAUAGGCCACAAAAUCUCUGCAAUUCCUUUCAAGACUAAGUCUACAUGUCGCAGAAAAAGAGAGUUUAUCCCAGAGGAGAAGAAAGACACCCUUUACUGGGAGAGGCGUCGUAAAAACAAUGAGGCAGCCAAGCGCUCGAGGGAAAAGCGGCGCAUAAACGACAUGGUGCUUGAGAACAAGCUGAUGGCCCUUGGAAAAGAAAAUGCCUCCCUCAAGGCUGAGCUGCUGUCACUGAAGCUGAAGUUUGGCCUGAUGAGCUCAGCAGCAUAUGCCCAAGAAGUCCAGAAGUUAUCCAGGUCCACCUCAGUCAACUUCUGUCAGGAGUUUGUUCCUCCCAGUAUUAGCCAAAGUUCUACCAGCAGAGAUCUGGAGCCUCCUCACCUGCGCAGCAGCUGCAUAUCAGUCAUCAAGCAUUCACCUCAAAUACCUGAGACGUGCACAGCAACAGAGGGUAGCUUUACUUUCUGCAGGACUGCAAAUGUCAAGCAAGAACCAGCAGAUAACGCCAGCUGUGCACAAGGAAGGAGUAGUCCUUAUGAGCUCUAUAAACUCUGCAGGGCCAGCACUUUGCCUGGAAUCUACACUCAGCCUGCCUCAUUCAUGCAGAUUACUAGGUCAUCCAGUAACUCACCCCGGAGCUCAGAUGAUGGUGCUGUAAGCAAAUCAUCAGAUGGUGAAGAUGAGCAGCAGGUCCCCAAAGGGUUGGUGCCAUCUGUUGCUGACCCAAGAAGUGUCAUCGUCUCCACACACAAAGUGCCGGAUACCUCUUCUUCAGCUUUGCCGCAUAAACUGCGGAUCAAAUCCAGAACUAUUCAAAUUAAAGUAGAGGCCAUUGAUCCGGAAUACGAGCCCUCUGGAAAGUCCUCUCUUGUCAGUGUUUCAGAGGGAGAAUGCUACCAGAUCACUCAGGACCCUUCAGAGGACAUGCAGGCCUCCCACUGUCCUUUGUCAGUGCAGGUCAGCAAUAUGCAGAACUGGACCCACCAUUCAGAGCAGUGGCAUAAAAGCAGCACAGUGACAUUGCAGGGUGGCUGGAAGAGUUCAAAUUGAACGCUGAGCCCUGUCUCAGACAAAACAAUUGUUGAUGUAAAAGAAACUUAAUUCUAGCACUCAAGUGCUGAGGGCUUGUAUCUAAAACAGGGCCUUGCUACCUGCUGAUAGAGUCAACCAGAAGCACCACUGAUCUUCAUGAGUCAUCAACAAAAGGAUGAUCCUCUGAAUGACCAUCAUAUGUUUUGCGUUUCCACUGGAUUCACUAUUGCACUGUGGGGUUGACAUGUGGGCUAAACCAUGCUUUGAUUUGAUGCAUUUUUAAAUACAAAGUGUUUAAGUAAUGCCAGAGUCUCAAAUAAUUGCUUUCUGCGUGGACACUCAAAAGCUGUUUGCUAAUAUAAUCUGAAGGGGAGUUGAAUUACAUGUACAAUAAGCACUGACAUGGUGAAUUCAGUACUAUGUACGAUACCCCAGCACAAAUUCCAACAUCAAAGUUAUACUCACCACUCUGCUCCUCAGUUUUUCUUCUCUAACACAAAUUUUCUUUCAUUCAUUCAUUCAAUCGAUUUCAGACUGACUUUUUUAAACCUCUGUUAUGUUACAAUUAAUGCAAUUUAGCACUUCUUCCAAUUUUUUAAACAUAUAUUACUGUUGUAGUCUGUUAAGAACAGAUGAGGGUACACCCUUAAAUUUACUGGUAAUUGUAAAUAGUCUUUUUGUUUAAAAAUGAAUAAUUGGCAGCUGAGUGGUAAGCAUGACAUGAUUGUUUGAUCAGAAUCACUGCUGAAAUGUACAUGAUAUUAAAUGUAUUCAGUGUCAUCUUCCUCCAUGUUUAGAAAAUAAACGUUGCCGAAUUGUUGUUUGCAUUAACAAAUUAGCAAAUGAAAACAGCAGCAUAUAAGAAAUAUGAAUCUCAGAUGAAUCUGUUUCAUGUAAACACCUGGUUCUCUCUGCAGCAUUUGUGGUUUACUCCGGGAUAUCUGCACACUCUGGACACUGAGAAACUACUGUAAAUUGUUUAUCAAUUGUGUGUGACAGACAUCAUUAAUGUGAAAGGCACUGGUAUGUGUGAAGCCUUUAUUUUUCUUUUCUAAGAUUAUUUCUGACUGUUGUCACUGGUGUCCACCUAUCAGUAUACACCUGCUGUCACUGAGCACUGUUCUACUUCGAUAUUGUGGAGCUGGAAAAUGCCCCAGUUGUUCACAGCUGCCACUUGCCUGCCUUACUGCCACUAUCAUUACAUUUGUGGCUGGGGGCAAUCUGGCCAUUGUUUGCCUUAAAGCUGAAAAUCCUAAUUAAAUCAUUUUAUAUGGC